AUGACGUCCAACAGAUCCAUCAUGAUUGGAGGCGACACGUGUCACGUCCUCUUGGCAGCCACAGCCAGUGUCGUGACGGUAGCUGCGUCUCUGUUGUGGAUGAAACGGCUGGAAUGGACGUCAGAAGACGGUCAAAAGAAGCGCAGAUACUUCCAGUACAAGGUGAUUCAUGACGAAACUCUGAUCGGCCCCAAUCCCCAAAGGGAACCAGUGGACUCUCAAGCCAGUGCCUUGUUCCAAUCCGACGCAAAAGAAUCCUCGGCGUUGCUCAUGUUGACCACGUAUUCGCCGCCGUCUGCUUCUUCGGCCAACAACAAGAACUUGAAUGCCGUGCUGAUCCACGGAUUCGGUUGCACAUCUUUGGAAUUUGGAGCACUCGUGUCCCAGCUCCGCCAGGACAAUCAUUCUUUGGGUAUCUUUAUGUAUGAUCGAGUCCUCUUUACAUCUACCAGCGACUACCAACAACGACCGCGAGACGCCCCCACAUUGGCCCGAGAACUCUUUCAUCUCUUGCAAGCCAGAGGCGUCUCUCCGCCGUAUCUGUUGAUUGGACACUCCUAUGGAGGCUUGAUUGCACAACACUUUUGCCAUCAACACAUUCACGACGUGCAAGGAAUGGUCUUGCUCGAUCCAGCCCACGAAGAUCAAUUCCAAACAUUUCCCACGGAUUUUGCCCUGGGGUUUACCCAUAUCAUUCCCCACGUGCUCUGGUUCUAUUCCAAAGUUGCCUGGACGGGAGUCCUACAAUUCUUGGAUCGCUUGGCACUUUUUAAUUUUCCUCCCCUCUUUCUCCUGUCACAACAACAAUCCGCCACGAGACGAGCGUGUGCGCGCUUGUAUUCGGAAGGUCACGUCUGGCAGAGAGUAGCCAUGGAACUCGAUGGAUGUGCGCAAACCUUUGUGCAAAUGCAGCAACAACAACAACAAUCCAACACCGAUAGUAUUCGAAGAGAUUUCCCACCCACGGCGCUGGUCAUUGCCGGUCAUCGACAAUACUCACCAACCUUCUUUCCAAAGGCAGUUACCACAGCCUUUCUCCAAAUGCACGCCACGUCGUUGCCUCAUGCCAAGGUAUUCAUGGCCCCCAAAUCAGAUCAUUGGAUUCAUCUCCAGCAACCCGAAGUGGUAAUGCAAGGUGUAGAAUAUGUAUUGGAGGAGAUUCAGAAGAAAAAAGGGCAAUAA
Messenger RNA from Seminavis robusta, 1182 nucleotides. Lineage: Eukaryota; Bacillariophyta; Bacillariophyceae; Naviculales; Naviculaceae. The record is from the annotation of a GenBank genome assembly.